AUGGAUUUAGGAAGCGAAAACCUAGAUUUAAGUAAAUUAAUAAAUGUUAAAGGUAAUGUUGAUAAUAUAACGCCACACAAAAUAGCCGUUGUGGCGUUUAUUCGUGAAUACGGUCUAUUGAAAAUAGAAGCAAAAGAUAUGAUUGAUUGCACUAUGGCCCCUAAAUACAGAAAAGACUUUUGUAUUCUUGCACUUAAGUUAAUUCAGUGUCCAGAUAUGGAGUUUAAAGAUUUGGAGAAUCUUCUUACACUUGGGCGUUAUAAUUUACUAAGUGUUCACUUAGAGAACUUUUGUGUUCGUCUUAAGAACAUACAUGUUAAUGGUAUAAGUGCUCUGAUGGAUUGUGUUACUUCAACUGUUGACAAAUUAAUGAUUGAACAAAAUGAAGCUAAUCCAUGUAUAAUUACUAGAUGCAGUGUCUUAGGUUUUUACUUGAGGCGCAUAAUGUUACAUUUGGAUAAACUUACAUUCGUGCAAGUUGUAUCAUUAUACAAAUCAUUUUGCCAAUAUUAUCAAAAAGGAAGACCAGGUUUGAUGAUGAGAUCACUAAGUAAAGAGAAACUUAAUAAUAUGGAACCACCAGGUGCACCUACCUCUUCAGUGUCUCCUGUCUUUUUAGAAGAAUCUAAACCACCGGAAGUAUUUAUGAAGAUGAAUAUGAUUGAAAGGGACAACAGUCUCGAAGAAUGCCAAUGGUCAAGAAAGCAGGCUGAACUAUUCACAGCACAGCAAGCAAAUUUGUUACAAAUAAAUGAGAAAAAAGCACUUCCUCCUAGACAGCUACAGAAGACUAUUAUGCAAAUAAUAAAUGAUAUUCCAGACUAUUCAGACAUUCAUUUUUUAAGUUUUUUAAAUUGUAUUCGGAUGAAGGAGUUUUGUGGUGCUCAAGAUUCACUGUACAAUUGUUUUGACAGAACCGUGUUCAAUAUUUGUGGCAACGCUAACAACUGUAAUGACAAAAACAAAAAUUUUCGGUAUGCUGCCCUCAAUAGAGCUGCCAUGCACACACAAUUUGGACAUUUGUCGGUGGCGAUGGAGGGCGUGCAGGAGGCGCUGGGCGCGGCGCAGGAGGCGGCGGACGCGGCGUGCCUGGCGCACGCGGCGGCGUGGGGCGCGCUGGCGGGCGGGCGCGCGCGCCGCGCCGCGCUGCUGGCGCGGGUGCCGCGCGCGCCGCGCGUCGCCGCCGCCGCCGCGCAGCUCAUGGCGCAGCACGCCGCCGUCAACGCGGCUAAGCCGGCAGAAGUUUUCCAGAUUAUUACAAAAGGCGACUCCAUAAAUUACCUUCAUUCAAUGACCGAUUUAACGAUGGCUGGAUUGGCAAAUACAGCAGCGCUGUGGUCGUUGUAUGGCAAAACAGAAAUGGCUUCCAUAAGCUGUCAACUCCUUCUAAAUCUCAACACAAAAUGCAACGUGGGCUCGAGUAGCGUGUGGCACUGGUCGGAGGCGUGCGCGGUGGCGGGCGCGGGCGCGGCUAGCGUUGCGGCGUGGCGCGGAGAGGGCGUGCUCGCGGCCGCGCUGCUCUCGCACCUGCACCACCUGCCGCCGCCACCGCUGCGCGCCGUCGCCGCCAGCCACCGCGCCGGCGCCGCGCUGCUCGCGGGUAAAUGGGAAGAAGCUGAGCAAAGCAUACGACAGUUGGCAUCCUUUGAUAGAUGGGAAAGUCAAUUACUAAAAGCAGAGAUGUACUUCUUAAAAGGAGACGCUACUAAUGCUUUAGAAACAUUACAAGACAUUUUGGACUUUUGUAAAACUGAGGACGACAGCCUUCAUUUCGCGUCUCUGCGAUUAAAAGCCAUGAUAUUGAUGUCACAAGUGCAACUCUCCUAUGGCAGUAGUCAAUCGACCAACAUUCUACUAUUGAACGAAGCACUGUCUUGGGCGAAAAAGUUUCAUUUGCAUUAUUUAGCGGCUAUCGUUGAAAUGCAUAUUGCAAAUGUACAGCUGCUUAUGGGAUGUGCGAAAAAUGCUCUUGUACUUGUACGGAAAGUGUUACCUUUGAUAAUGGCACAUGGAAGCGCUUAUGACAUGGCAAGAGGACUACUUCUUUAUACCAAAUGCCGUAUCGCCACUGCUCCUCUAUCUGGCGAGACCCGGGUACAAGUAUUUCAGUCAUGUUGUGAAGCUCUAGAGUCAGUUAAAGAGAACUUUUCCAAAAUUGGCGCUCAAGUCAGAUUAUUGCAGACAUGGUAUAUACAGGCUCAAUUACACAAUGAUGUGGGUAACAUAGCAGGAAGAAAUCAAUGUGCAUGGAUGUACAGACAACUUGAGACUCAAAAUCCAGUGGACUUAUCUAACAUGCUACAUAUAAUGUAUUAA
Messenger RNA from Parnassius mnemosyne (clouded apollo), 2316 nucleotides. The record is from the annotation of a GenBank genome assembly. Lineage: Eukaryota; Metazoa; Arthropoda; Insecta; Lepidoptera; Papilionidae.